AUGGAGGAAUUCGAAGGAGCAAAUGAAGGAGCAAUGGAGAGAUUCCUCGGCACGAUCCUGCCUCCAAAGCUGGAAGAUGCUGGCCUCGAGGACUGUGCACUUUCGAUCGAAUCGAUCAAGGAAGCCUUCUCCCGAGCUGCCUCCUCCCUCAAAUCUCGCGUCUCCUUCGAUCGCGAAAGCGGUGGAUGCGUUCAGAAUCCCGGACCAAGCAACGGUGAGAUCCCGGACAAACUUCUUGGAGUCGGCGAGAUCUGCCCGCCGGUACGGCCUUUGUGUGGUGACGAGGGUAAGGAGGAAGAAAGCGAAGGAGCUAAGGAUGAUUUGGUCGUUAUUGGUGCGGGAGGCGGGGACCUAGAGACUGAUAGGGUGGUGGUUGUGGGGGGAGAUGGAGAUGAGGUAGAAGGGAUGGAAUCGGGUUUUGGUGGUAAGAGUGGCUGCACUGUUGAUGGAGAAUUGUUUCCUGGAAAGAAGGAUGGCUAUGAAAUUGACGGGGAUUUGGAUGAAGAUGAGGAAAAUAAGAACGGACCUAUACUUGUUGAAGAGCUAAUCUGA
Molecule: messenger RNA, 552 nt
Organism: Phalaenopsis equestris
Lineage: Eukaryota; Viridiplantae; Streptophyta; Magnoliopsida; Asparagales; Orchidaceae
Exons: 1
Coding region: 1-552 (183 amino acids)
Source: RefSeq, a predicted model, not a curated record